CUGUAACUGGUUUACAGGUUUCUCUGCAGGGGGGGGGAUCUUGGAGGAUCCUGUCUGGGCGGUGUCCCGACUCUGUGUGUGAAAGGAAACCAGAUUCCUCUGUGAGGAAUUCACACAGUGAUCAGGAUCUGCUGAACCGGUUUCCCUGACUCCUCCCACGUCUUCACAUCUUUAAAUGUUGAUUCUACUAUUCAACACAACUUUACUAUAUAAUAUGAAAAGAGGACAUUACAAACUGACAGAUUUAAAACGGACACUGUUCUGGUUUUAUAAAAAUUUGAAUUAAAGUUUUAAAUUUGUGUUUGUGCAGAUUCACUUUUAAAACAAAAGUGAGCCACAGCUGAUUGGCUGUCACCAGGUGAUCAGGUGGAAGUGGGCGGGGCCAGGCUGUCACCAGGUGAUCAGGUGGAAGUGGGCGGGGCCAGGCUGUCAGCAGGUCAUCAAGCAGUUGAGAGAGACCAGAGGAUGUUCGCCGUGAGAGGAGGAAAAACUAAAAUGGCAAGAAGAUCCCAAAAAAGAGUUCUGCUGCUGCUGCUGCUGCUGCUGCCUGUGGUGAUUUUGAUCACAGUCAUUCUGCAGAAAUACAUCAAACCAGUGACGGAUGAAUUUCAACAGGUUUUAUCCAAAAGCUUCGACAAGUCCAGUCAGAACUCAUCAGCUAAUUCAUGUCCGAUGCCAGGAAACUGUCCUGAGAAGCACUUCAGCUUCUACAUCCAGAGUGGAGCCGCCAACGCCGCGGCUCCAAAGAUCUGCUUCCAGGCCCAGAUGGUUCUUGGGACAGUGAUGAAUAAUGCUGGAUUAGGAAUAAACAUAGUUAUAAUAAAUGGUAAAACCGGAGAAGUCGUGAAGACGGGUAACUUUGACAUGUACAGCGGGGACGUGAAAGAGCUCCUCGAGUUCCUGAGCAGCAUUGAGACGGGCACCAUUGUGCUGAUGGCGUCUUUUGACGAUCCUGCGUCAAAGUUAAAUGACGAAGGGAGGACGCUGAUCACUCAACUGGGAAGUUCUAUGAUCCAGUCGCUGGGCUUCAGAGAUAACUGGGUGUUUGUUGGUGGGAAAGGAGCAGCUGUGACGAGCCACUUCGAGAAGUUCAAGAAGAAUGACGCAGCAGUGAAUAGAUAUGAAGCGUGGCCCGAGCUCAUUGGUCUGGAGGGAUGCAUCCCCAGCUUCCCGGAGUGAGCAGCCGCUUCUCAAAGAGACGAAGUGACGGAACAGCUGAUAUUUAGUAGUUUAAGAAGACUCUGGCUGCAGCUGGUGUGUAAACCAGUGAGUCCAGUGUGAUCUUCCUCACGUCUGUGCAGCAGUGAGGAAAUCGACCCCUGAAUACUUUUGUUUUUUAAUCUGCAUCAACUGCUCCCGUCGGACUGAUCGUCCUCCUCACGCAGACCAGAGCUGGGACCAGCUCCUCUUUGUCUUUGGAUGGAGGCAAACAUGUUAAAUCGUCAAGUAGAUGGUUGAUCUGUGAGACUGGGGACUGGGGACAUUUUUUACAAUUAAUGGGGACAUCACCCAAAAGGACAAACUUGGACCUAAUUCAUAAUUUUCUCAUUCGCUGCCUACGUGACUCUCGAUGUCUUCACACUCUGGCUCUGGAGUUCUUCUCUCCUCAGUCGUCAGAGCUGCUCAUUGUGGGAACUGAUGGUUUCUCUAUAAAUUUAAGGUCUUGUUUUCCUUUUUGGAUUUGGCUCUUAAAAUUAAAAUGAAUUGAAUUUUGUGUGAAGCACUUUGUAACCUUGUCUAGAUAAGUGCUCUACAAAUAAAGUGAUUUCAUUGUUA
Molecule: messenger RNA, 1776 nt
Organism: Hippoglossus stenolepis (Pacific halibut)
Lineage: Eukaryota; Metazoa; Chordata; Actinopteri; Pleuronectiformes; Pleuronectidae
Exons: 10
Coding region: 466-1179 (237 amino acids)
Source: RefSeq, a predicted model, not a curated record